UAGUCUACAAGCACUUGCCAUUGUAACGACAACCACUCAGGCACGUCCGCAUCUAACUUUUCUUGAGCGCGGGAAUAACUCAUCUGUGAGCUAUGCCGGAGGUUGCCUCAGCCAGGACAGAGACAUACGCAACACACCUCCCAGCAGCAUUAUCAACGGCCGCAUCAGUGUCUAAGGCCGGAUCCGAUAUGAAGAACAAUGGCAAGGAUAAGACUUUAGCUUCCGACGACAAUCAGAAGGAGCUUGUUCAAAAGGAAGAGCAGGAAGAGGAGGCCACCAAAAGCGAAGCUGCUGUCGACCCAUCCCUCAACGCCGACCUAAAGGCAACAGAGAAGCAGGAGAAAAACAUCAAUGGCAGGGGUGGGUCCAAUAGCGAUACAGAAUCCGGUCCAAUUGAUACUCCUAUCUUUGCAGGAGAAGCCAAUCAAGACGCAGAGAUGAGGGAGGCAUCACCUACGCCAGCCGAUGUGACUGAGCAGGACAUGCCCAUGAUGGAGGCAGCUCCGCUUCGAGAAACCAGUGGCUCUGGAGCAAGUGAGGGAAUAAGCCAGGAGGAUCUCGAUGGAGGACUCUUGGAUGGUGCAUUGGAUGACUACGACGACUUAGAUCAAGAUACCGAAGAUACCGAAGUGGGCAAUGGCGAUGAUGACUUCAGUGAUGACGAUGAUGAUGAUGACGAUGAUAUGGACGGCAGGUUACUGGAUUCCAGCAACAAGCCAGGUCCCGAUGAUGAGAUGCAUUCGCCAGCCACCAUGUCGCGUGCCGAUACCGUCAAGUCGGACGACCGAGACAUGGACAUGCACGAUGAUACUACAGAUCAUCAAGACAAGGAGACCACCUUAGGCCAUUCCGACGACUCAGACAGUGAUCUUCCAGAGCCUGAAGGAAGCGACAACGAGCACGAGGACGAUGAAGACGAAGACGAUGAGGAGGAUGAGGGCGAGGACGACGAGAUGGAUGAGGAGGAUGAGGAGAUAAUGCCAGUUAAGAAGGUGCCGGAACUCAAAAAGGAUUUUGGGAUGUCCCAGAAACCGAUCCUCAACCGGCCACCAGCGACUGAAGAGGAACUCAAAGACAGCGGAGAUGAAUUAUCGGACCUUUCAGAGUUUGAUGAUUCGGACGAUUCGGAUGAGGACGACAUGCCCAAAAUAAAAGUUUCCAACAAAGAGUUCGUCGCAAAUUCUUCAUCCGCUGCAACAGCAUCAACAGCGCAAGGGAACGGGAAGCCAGAACCAGGUGGACGCAAGAGAUCAGUUCAGGACAGUAGCACUAUCAAGCAGGAUCUGGACUCUGUUAAAACGGAGCAUGAGGAGCAGAGUGAGGUUCCCAACGGUAAAGCAAGAGCCUCUGAUCGAAAGGCCUCCGAGGCAGAAGAUACGCACCACUCGGACAAGGAAUCGUUUUCAGAAGCACAUGGGGAGGAAGAGGAGAAGGUUGCCGAGGAAGAGGAGGAGGAAGAGGAAGAUUUGGAAAAGAAGCAACUACACAAGGACGCCCUGGAAGCUCUUACAAGUAUUGAAGUCGAGUUUGCCAAUCUUCGGGAUAAGAUGUACGAAGAGCGCAUGAUGGAGCUGGACAGGGAGGUUGACAUGAUCAAUGCCGGUACACAUCCUGAACUCUCGUCGCUGAUGCAGGAAAUCGAACAUAAGCGCGAACAGAGGUUGCGCUUUGCAGAAAUGGGCAAACGGUAUUUGAUCGACAUUGCCGAGAGCGCGUAUCAAGUUGCCGAGUACAGGGCCCAUUGCACUUUCCAGGUAAACGUUCUACUCGAAGCACAAGAGUGCACCUGCUGAUUACUCCAUGGAUCAUACUGAUCUAUCAUUUCUUUUUUGCGUAUAGUCUUCAAGGCGCACUACGCGAACAGAUAUGGUGCGAGCUCUUGGGAAAAAGCAACGGCAAAUAAUGAUGGAGCUCACAUUGUCGUCUGAGACCUACAAGCGAAGAGUCAUCGAUGACAAGGCGACGUUGGUGCGUGCACGAAA
Molecule: messenger RNA, 1982 nt
Organism: Gamsiella multidivaricata
Lineage: Eukaryota; Fungi; Mortierellomycota; Mortierellomycetes; Mortierellales; Mortierellaceae
Exons: 5
Coding region: 93-1793 (566 amino acids)
Source: RefSeq, a predicted model, not a curated record